AUGCUUGUGCGCUGGUUAUCAAUCGCUGUUGCGCUCUUGGCAUGGUACGUUUGGAGCCUUAAACAUGCGAUCGGGGCACAACUUUUGCCUAAGAGGCUCCCUCCGCUUUUCAGUGCGGGUGGAAAAUGUAAGCUGAUUCAGGAAAAGGAGAGUGGCCAGUUCAAGUUUUGCGAAGAUGGACUUGUUCUUGCCCCAGUUGAACGUAGUCCCCAGGGCCCAAUGCUCGAUCCCAGUCGUCGUGGCAGUUUAUGGGCGCUUCACUACACUUCCACCGCGACCGAAAAGCCCUACCCGCUCAAACUAACCAACUUUCCCAUCAAUGCCGACUUUCACCCGCUCGGCAUGGAACUUACACCCCGCGAUUCGGCCGGGACGUCUCGGUUGCUGGUCAUAAACCACAGGCGUCAAAACACAACCAUCGAGGUCUUCCGCAUACACUUGGAAUCGCAUUCAGUAUCGCUGGCAUAUGAAACAACGCUCACUCAUGCGUCGUUUGUCGCGCCGAACGCUAUUGCUGCUAUAUCCCCGACCCAAUUCUUCUUGGACACCAAAGGGGUACGUAACGUCCAAACCGUCGCGCGCAACAUUGCCUUUGCAAACGGCGUUGCGGUAUCAGACGACGGCUCAACUCUAGCCAUCGCAUCGACCACACGCGCACAGGUCCAGCUGUACUCCAAAGAUGAAACGAGCAUUCGGUUCGUCACCUCUGUACGCGUCCCGUUUAGCGUGGACAACAUUGCGUUUGCGGGCGACGAGCUGCUGACAGCUGGACACCCCUAUCUUCCAGAAUUCAUGGCGCUCGUAAAACGGAAAUCGAACCGCGCGCCAAGCUAUGUGUCUGCCAUUGCUCCGAGUCUGCAGGCUGGACUUGGAAAGUCUUGGCUGACUCGUGUAUCGGCCGGGGCUAAUGUCACGACUCGAUUUAUGAGUGACGGAUCGUUUUUGGGUACGAGCUCUGGGGCGUUUGCGGAUUUAGAGAUGCAGACGAUGUUUGUUGUUGCUCUGUACGGAUCUGGUGUCGCUAAAUGUGGCCGCUUGUCGUAA
Molecule: messenger RNA, 1044 nt
Organism: Rhizoctonia solani
Lineage: Eukaryota; Fungi; Basidiomycota; Agaricomycetes; Cantharellales; Ceratobasidiaceae
Product: arylesterase domain-containing protein
Exons: 4
Coding region: 1-1044 (347 amino acids)
Source: RefSeq, a predicted model, not a curated record